AUGGAGCUUCUUGUAAAUGUACGAAAAUGGAUAGAAGAAAACAAAGAUGCCUUUGUGCCACCUGUGCGCAAUAAACUUAUGCAUCGCUAUCAAUUGAACGUGAUGUUUGUUGGGGGGCCAAAUGAAAGGAAAGAUUAUCAUAUUGAAGAAGGAGAAGAGUUAUUUUACCAAGUGAAAGGAGAUAUGUGUUUGAAGAUAAUUGAAAAUGGGAACCACAGAGACAUUUUCAUCCGAGAAGGGGAGAUGUUUCUCCUUCCCGCUAGGAUCCCUCAUUCUCCUCAGCGAUAUGCAAACACCGUGGGCCUUGUGAUUGAGAGGGAAAGAUUAAAGACAGAAAUUGAUGGGCUCAGGUGA
Messenger RNA from Tinamus guttatus (white-throated tinamou), 354 nucleotides. NCBI's taxonomy places the organism in Eukaryota, Metazoa, Chordata, Aves, Tinamiformes, Tinamidae. The record is from RefSeq and is a predicted model, not a curated record.